This is a messenger RNA of Caenorhabditis sp. 36 PRJEB53466, 726 nucleotides long. Lineage: Eukaryota; Metazoa; Nematoda; Chromadorea; Rhabditida; Rhabditidae. The record is from the annotation of a GenBank genome assembly.
AUGCCGACACCUUUCUUCCUGCUUGUUUUCCCCCUCAUCGUGCUCUCCUCGUACGACGAAGAUCUCAUAAUCGAACGUCGGCCUCACCACGUGGAUUGGGAGGAUCUGUUCAUGGAGUACAAUCGGUACAGCGCUCCGAAUCGUGUCCGACAAGAAGUGAACGUCACGAUCGAAGUGGUCGAUGUCCGCGAGGAGAGAGUCAUUUUCGAGAUGAACCAGAACUGGAGGGACGAACGAUUGCGAUUUGUGGGCGUGGCCAGAGUUCCGGUAAAGUUCAGAAUUGAGAAUGGAGGGAUUAUGGAAGAGAUUGCAGGUUCCGUCGCACAUCCAACCAUGGUACCCGGACACGUACAUCAGAAACGGAUGGGAUGUAGUUGUGGAGCAGAAAGUUUGGAUCUUAACUACGACGGUACAUUCCUGCUCAGACAGAAGUAUCAGGCGACUGUCAGUUCCGACGAGGCGACGAAGGUGAGUACAACUUUCUAUGUCAAAUUGAUAAUAACAGUGUUCCAGGACCUCUCACUGGUCAUCAGUUCGUUCAACAACUACGGUACUGACCGUAUCCACUUCAACCUGAUCGCCUCGAAAGUCGACCUUCCCUCCCACUCGCAUAUCACUUCAAAACUUUCCGUCCGCAAGUUCGACGACCUCCGCUUCGACGAUCUCGAGAUCACGGUCCAUUCCAGUCCGCUCGCUGCUGCGAUCAUCUCCAACUCCACUUACUGA